UUUUCUUGGUAAUUGAACGAAUUGCUCUAAUAAUAACAUUAUGUUUUAGSAAAUUAAUAGUUUAAGUUGCUGUUUAAGUUAUUUUUAUAGGCAAUAAGCAAAAUUUGUUGCAGCUCGAUCCAAGCCAUUUCCCAUGUACCARUUCGAUCUCAUCUUCCACGUUCUAAGGUGUUGUACACGCCAACGAUUGUUCAAUUCAAUGUAUUCUUUACAUCACAAACGUCUUAAAUUCCUAUCGUGUGCUAUAGAGGGUUGAGCAGUCUUAAGUAGACCGCAGCCUUUAACUAUCAUCGCCACUAGCUGUAGUCGGGUGUGUUUGCGGAUCUAAUACUUCACAACGAGAUCACCCUAUUUCUACUCUAUUUUCACCAAUCAUGUCUGAGAAAUGCUACGAGUGCAAUCGAAUGAUUACCGACUCGACUGUGCGGUAUGCCAACAACCCGUACCAUAGCACCUGUUUCGUGUGCUGGCAUUGCCGUAAACCGCUUGCUGGUGUCACCUUCCAAAUGAGGGAUGAUAAGAAGGUUUGCAAAGAUUGCAACCGCUCUCACUAUGCCAAACGCUGUGUGGCGUGUAGAAACUUCAUUGAAGGCACCGUCAAGUAUGUAACACGUGACGAAGGCACUUAUCAUAGUGAUUGCUUCGUAUGCGCACGGUGUAGGAAACCUCUCGCAGGGAAAUCCUUCACAGAGCAUGAGGGAAAGAUGGUGUGCGACGAUUGUUACCACGAGCGUUACGCCAAGAAGUGUGAAGUCUGCAGAAACGUUCUGGAAGGAAACAUCGAGUUUGUGAAGUAUGAUGAAAAGUUCUAUCACGAAGAGUGUUUYGUGUGCAAUCGUUGCAGGAAGCCAUUGUCAGGCGAGUCUUUCCGUCUACGAGGAAGCCAGAGAAUGUGYAUCCCAUGCUCUGAUCGUUAAGAUUAGUUUGCACUAGUGUUGGCUGCUUUUUUCGAAGCCAGGAUUAAUACCAUAACGUAAUGUGUAUGUCGUGUGAAAGUCGAGAGAUAAUGCCAUUAGAUAUAGAUUCCAAGARACUAUAUAAUGGUUUCUUUCUAAGUGUAUAUCCAUAACAAAUGAUUUCGAAUCUAAUAUGUAUUUUUCACCUUUUUUACCUUCCUCUCUAAAAUUAACACACUAGACAUUUUAAUUCAUCGAUUUCACAAGAAAUAGCAGCCAUUAGGUAAAAUUGCUAAACAUCGAUUAGGCACAUUAAUUUCAAUAAACAUUAUAAAAACAAUGAA
Molecule: messenger RNA, 1240 nt
Organism: Exaiptasia diaphana
Lineage: Eukaryota; Metazoa; Cnidaria; Anthozoa; Actiniaria; Aiptasiidae
Product: four and a half LIM domains protein 2
Exons: 3
Coding region: 375-917 (180 amino acids)
Cellular component (GO): Z disc; nucleus
Molecular function (GO): transcription coregulator activity
Source: RefSeq, a predicted model, not a curated record